Durio zibethinus is the source of this 1135-nucleotide messenger RNA. The record is from RefSeq and is a predicted model, not a curated record. Lineage: Eukaryota; Viridiplantae; Streptophyta; Magnoliopsida; Malvales; Malvaceae.
CCUCUGCUAAGGUUGCCAUAACCUGCUCAAUCCACUUCUCAAUUCACUUUAGACAUCAGGAGAAUACUUUACGUUUUCAGUUUCCUAGCUAGUAAAGAAGAAUGGCAGAGAAAGAGCAUCAAGUGCAUCCCCUAGCACCAGCUAUAAAGCACCCGAGAAGUGACGAAGAAUCAGCCUCCAGUUUGCAAUCCAAAGAGCUGAAAAGAAAAAAGAGAAUCAAAUAUGCUGUGUAUAUUGCUGCUUUUGCUGUGUUCCAAACUGCUGUCAUCCUCAUUUUUGCACUGACUGUUAUGCGCGUUAAGAACCCAAAGGUUAGAAUUGGAAGAGUCACCAUUGAAACAAUGGAAACCAAUAACACCGGAGCUGCUGCUUCAUUUGACCUCAAGUUCAUUGCCCAAGUUACGGUAAAAAACACCAAUUUUGGUCAUUACAAAUUUGAUAACAGUACUAUGACAUUCCUGUAUGAUGGUGUAAUAGUAGGGGAGGCUAUUAUUCCUAAGGCCAGGGCCAGAGCUCGUUCGACCAAAAAAUUGGACGUCACAGUGGAAGUGAACUCCCGGGCAUUGACAACCACUACAGGGCUAGACUCUGUAUUGAGUUCCAAUAUAUUGACAUUGAACAGCCAGGCCAAGUUGAGAGGACAAGUGGAAUUGAUGAAAGUGAUGAAGAAAAAGAAAUCCCCAGAGAUGAAUUGUACCCUCACAUUCAAUGUGUCAACAAGGAAUCUCCAAGAUCUAAACUGCAAUUGACAACAAUAAUUAUGCUUAAUUUGUUCUGGUUUUUUUUAAUACUUACUGUAUUAUGUGAGAAAUUAUACACUGUAAGAUAUAAUUUAUUUUUGUGUGUAUACGUAUAUCUUCUUAUAGAGGAUGUUAUUUUACUUCAUUUUUGUAUUUUAUGCUUAUUGGUUUCGGUUCCUGCUUCCUAACAUUUAUGAUUUUUUUUUUGGGUUGGGUCACUUGGUUGAAUAUGCAGGAUCUGGUGCUAGAACUCCAAAGGAAGUCCAGGGCAUAUCAUCAGGGCCCAAUCUCUAGUUCAUAUAUAAGGCCUAUAUUAACUUGGAAUUAGAUUACUUAUAAAGUAUAAAAAAUAUUAAGAGAUACGUGAAAAAAAUAAAUUAAAAAUCAUUAUUUUU